This is a messenger RNA of Bacidia gigantensis, 3684 nucleotides long. RefSeq lists its product as uncharacterized. The record is from RefSeq and is a predicted model, not a curated record. The coding region runs from base 1 to 3684 and encodes 1227 amino acids. Lineage: Eukaryota; Fungi; Ascomycota; Lecanoromycetes; Lecanorales; Ramalinaceae. The transcript has 3 exons. Gene Ontology annotation, cellular component: membrane.
AUGGUAGGCAAGAAAUCUACGAAAGCGCUCCUUCGGGACGAAGGUCUCGAGAGGACGGAUAACAAUAUGGACCUUACAAAUUGGCCUCAAGUGGGCAUGAUAAAUCAGAAAAAUUAUUACACCGAGUAUCUGAAGCGAGAUGAUCAGAUUCUACCAUUGCGCUUGAUCUUAGAGGAAAGACGCAGCCGCAUGAUCAGAAUGGCAAAGGAGAAAGACCGCAGCCUAUUCAGAGGAGCUGACUCAGAAAUACCCGAUCAAGAUGUAGACAUGGAUGACGAAGGUAUAGAAGAAGGGCCAGAAGCAUUGACAGGUCAAGAAGCAGUUGGAUCUAAAGUCAUUGUUGUGCAUCCUGGCAGCCAGAAUCUACGAAUAGGCUUGGCGAGCGAUGCAUUGCCGAAGUCGAUACCCAUGGUAAUUGCAAGGAGGUGGAAAAGUACCGAAACAGAGGAAGACAGCGAUAAACGCUGUCCAAAGCGGAGAAGGCUCAACAGUGACGAGGAGCCAAGGCCUGAACAUCUGUUUGGUGAAGACUUUUCAAGUCAAUAUGGCCAAAUGUGUACGGAUCUCAAGGUACGCAUGCGAGCCAAUAAACGAAGGGUUUUACCGAACUCGAAGGACAUGAUUGUUACAUUCAACAAGCGAGCGCAGAUGGAAACAAUACCAAUGCACAAUGAUCCGAUGCAGAUCGACUGGACAGAGAUCAGGCCUAAGGAUGCCCCCGGCCACAUUUGUGGCAAAGAAGCACUGCGGAUACCAGAGAAGUCAAAUCCAAGAUACAAAUUGUUCUGGCCCUUACGGCACGGCUGGCUGAACGAAGAGGACUAUGAAAGCAAGAGAGACCUUUUCAAUGACAUAGCUGUCAUCAUAGAAGAAGCAAUCAAAUCGCAACUUGGCCUUCACAGAAAGCGCGAUUGGAUCCAGUACGGAUGUGUUUUCGUUUUGCCUGAUCUCUACGAGCGCCCAUACAUAGUGCAAGUACUAGAUCUGCUCUUGCGAGAUCUUGGGUUCGGCAAAGUCUCAUUCAUCCAGGAAAGUCUUGCGGCAACCUUCGGAGCCGGGUACAUCGCCUCCUGUGUAGUCGACGUUGGAGCGCAAAAAACUUCAAUCUGCUGUGUCGAAGAAGGAAUGUGCAUCGAGAAUUCCAGACUCAACCUCAAAUAUGGCGGCUUUGAUGUGACAGAGACCUUCGUCAGGAUGAUGUUACAUGAUCACUUUCCAUACCAGGAGAUCAAUCUCCGACGCCGGCAUGACUUCCUUCUAGCAGAGGAGCUGAAGGCUAAAUUCUGCUCCCUGAAUGAACAGGAUGUCAGUCCGCAGCUAUAUGAUUUCCAUUUACGGGCAUCGGAUCAAGAUACUAGAAAAUAUCAAUUCAAGACCUACGACGAGGUCUUACUUGCGCCUCAAGGCUAUUUCGAGCCAACAAUCUUUGACAAUUCAGACAAGCUUGUCGGUCGGAGAAAGCUUGUCGGAGCCUCAAGGGAUGUGUACGAAGGCGGAUAUAAUGAACCUGUUUCCGCUGCGCAGGCUGAACUGAUCGGACAGAUAGCGCCGCUUGCUCCGACGAACGGUGAAUUCAACGGUGAGCCUACGAAUGGUGCUUCUACUACUGCUGCCGAGAAGAAGCCUCUUCACCUCCUAGUAAAAGGCAACGGUCCAGAUCGAGCGUCAGCUUCUGCAGCGGGCACCCCUGCUCCCGAGGAUGAAGACACGCCCGCACCGCCAGGGGAUGAAAAGGAAGGCGAAAAGGAGAACGCCAACGCGCCACGAGAUGACGUUCUUCCAAUUAUGCCACUUGACCAGGCCAUCCUAGCUUCAAUCAAUCACGGAGCACGUGGUGAUGAACGCAAGACUCGCGAGUUUCUCGGCCAAAUCAUGGUCAUUGGCGGAGGAGCCCAGGUGCCGGGUUUCUACUCGUUCCUUGAGCAAAGACUGAAGGAGUUGAGACCUGGGUGGGCGAAGGACAUCCUUAUCGGCAUACCCCCUAGGGAGAUGGAUCCUCAGGGUGUCAUCUGGAAAGGCGGCAGCGUCUUUGGGAAGCUACAUAGUUCAGCCGAUAGCUGGAUUGGUCGAAUGGAGUAUGAUAGACUUGGAGCUCGACUGUUGAUGCUGCCUGGCAGUGCCCACUGCGAUGAAUGCACUCCGGGAGCGUUGUCCCCCCGCCCCAGCACCCUCAUCUUCUCGUCACUCCCCUUCAUAGCUACAUUCUUGCUAGUAGCUGUCUUUGUUGCACAAAAGCUAUUCCCAUUCCUGUCUGGAGAAGGAUCGGUACCCAAAGGUAGCAACAGCAAUCGCCCUGCAUCGGUCACCAGGCCAGCCGUCAAGCAGAUCUCUGCAUGGAUUUUCUCCUCUACCAUUGCAUCUGCAACGGUGCUUGCUGAGUUGAUCCUAUGCGAGAUUUCGAAUACCAUAGACCCAGCAGCCCGAGGAUUAGCCAUCCAUCUGGCUAUUUCACUGCUACUAUUCUUUCUAGUCGUUGCGAUCCCGUUUCUGGAGAUUCACACGGUAAUCUCGACAGCCGGAUAUCAAUUCACAGGAGGUUCAAGCUCGAGCUUCAGAUUGGCUUGGGUAAUCCAGAUCUCAAGCUUUGCAGUAUGGAUUCUUGCCUUCUGGAAGAGCGGCGAAUAUCUAAUUGGGAAAGGCAAAGAGAUUGGACCUGCACAGCAAAGUGAUGUUGUUGAAGCAUCCCUAGAAAGAAUUGGUGUCAUUGGCAUCUCCUUCAUGGCCCUUCUCUCCGGCUUCGCAUCUGUCAGCUCCCCUUGGCAGAGCUUUUUCUCACGAUCUAAGCCUGUGAGCGAAGCCUCUGUUGCACGAAAAGCAGCUGGUAUCGAAGCUACCCAAGACAUGCUGGCUGCCAAAAGGGCUCGGCUCAUGGCACUGGAGCGCAAGAUUUCAGAGAGUCCUACCAAGUCUUUCUUCGAGAAGGCUAUAGGAUCUAUCAGAGGCGAUCCUGAUCGCAACGAGAAGCAGGCGCUCCAACUCGAGGUAUCCGGUCUUGAGACCAUGGCGUUGUCCCUGUCCACUUCACACUUGAAUUUGCAGACUCGCCUGAAUCUGCAGAAUCGCUCUCGUACAGCAAAGGGACGUCUGGCAUUGACACUAGCAUACUGCUUCUCAAUUUUCUGUGUCUAUCGUAUCGUCACUACGAGCUUAACAUUCAUCCGACGAUCUCUCUCUUCCCAUAAAUACACUUCAGAGGCCUUCACGACCUCAGAUCCCGUCGACAACAUCCUUGCCCUGCUCGCCAAACAUUACGACUCUCACCUCGAUCAAGCGGCUUGGGCACGACAGAUCUCCUUCCUCCUAUCAGGCAUCAUCCUCUUUGCCUCCUUCUCUUCCGUCAUGCAAACAUUCCACCUCUUCGCCCGGUUUCUUCCCUCAUUACUCAAAACUAUACAAGCAAAUCUGGCGCUGGUUGUGGCUCAGGUGUGUGCAACGUAUGUCAUUAGUGCGGCUCUAAUGCUGCGAGUGAUGAUGCCAAGUGCUGUGGUCGGUGAGGGCCUGAAGACCCUUGGGGGUGGUAAAGACAACAUGAGUUGGGUUGAUGGGUGGUUCGAGAGAUGGUUCCUAGCUGGCGUGCUGGUCACUGGUAUAGGCAUCUGGGUCGGUAGGACAAUGGGGACAAAUGAUGAUUGGGACGACGACUUCGACGAUGCUGGUGGACUUGAGAUGGGUAAAAUGUCAUGA